Molecule: messenger RNA, 738 nt
Organism: Sporisorium graminicola
Lineage: Eukaryota; Fungi; Basidiomycota; Ustilaginomycetes; Ustilaginales; Ustilaginaceae
Exons: 3
Coding region: 1-738 (245 amino acids)
Biological process (GO): Golgi vesicle transport
Cellular component (GO): membrane
Source: RefSeq, a predicted model, not a curated record
AUGUCGCGAGAUCCGUACCACGACUUCGCCUCGGACCUCAAAUCGUCACUCUCGUCAGCACGCUCCCUCUCGCAAUCCUAUCGUCAACUCGUCGCACGUUCCAAUCCUCAGUCGCAAGCAUCAUCGUCUUCAUCAACGCACAAUUCGGGAGAGAUCGAAUCGGCGUACGACCGCCUAUCCGAUGCAAUCGAGGGGUUAAGGCAGGAUGUCGAGGACGUGAAACAGAGCGUGCUCGUUGUGGAGCGCAGCGGGCCAGAACGAUUCGGUGUUACACCACAAGAGCUCAAGAACAGAAAGGCAUUUGUUGCUGAAUGCGAGGCGGAGGUGAAGGCAUUGUCGAAGGUGGUCCAAGAGUCAUCACCUGGUGGCAGAGACGGCGCAAGAUUCGAUUCGGUCAAGAUCGACCUGGACGACCAAGACGAAGAUGCUACGGAGGCGUUUGAGCGCGAGCAACAGCAGAUCCUCAUGUCGCGCCAAGAUUUCACCCUGGACAAGAUCGGAACCACCCUCAACUCACUCCGCAACCAAGCAGGCAUGAUGGGACAGGAGAUCGGCGAGCAGAUCGAGAUCAUCGACGCCUUCGACACCGAAGUGGACCAAAGCCAAGGCAGACUCGGCAUAGCCAUGAGGAAGAUGGACGAAGUAGUGCGCAUCAGUGACGAAAGGCUUGGCGGGUGGUGUGUGUGGAUCUUGAUCGUCAUUCUGUUCUUGCUGCUUCUGGUGGUCUUUUUGAUAUGA